UCAACCAGUUCGGCGACGACGUCGAGCGCGUCGACGGCAAGAUGAAGAUUGCGAAGAAGCGCAUUGCGAAGAUCAGAUAGGUUGUGUGCAUCGGCACGGUGUUUUGCUUGAUUCGGCUUGUUGUUGUUGCUUUGCAUAUACCCAGUUUACUAAUGAGCACAUACGUACAUGCAUCCAGCGUCUUCAAUACAAUUUGCAGCUUCAUGUCCCACCUCGUCCAGCCAACUGUCUAAGCGAGGCGUACAUCAUGCAUGCACGGCAGGGAUUCGCUGUGAGUGGGCGGUAUGCACGAAGAAGAAGAGCUUUGGUAUUCACGAGGUGCCAGCCUUCUCUCAGCCUCAUCUGCAACAACUUGAGUAGAGUUACUGCACGUGAAGAGCAAGUGAAACACAGCUACACUUACUUCGCCUACAUAUUUUGGACAAGUAACGGCCACGCCAACACCAGCAUCUGCGGACUUCAGACAUGGACCCUGCAUACGGAAACGUGCUGGUGGACUCUCUUACAGACGGACACCAUCCCUAGUCUUGGGCUAGACUCUCUCACAAUACCGCGCAGUUCUGAUAUUCUUUCUGCACUCACAUUCCAUCAUCUGGACGGUGAAGGAGGUGGGGAUGGCUCAGAAGGUGCGGCCAGUAAAUCUACGACAGAGGAAUCACAGUUUUCCAAGAAAGGUCAGCUAGUGAGCCAAGUGUUAGUUCGCAGGAACUUAAGUUCCGUCCCACUUUGGAGCGUACAUGCAAACACGACAGAGGUCACAGCAAGGACUGUCCACUCUCACACUGAAGGAUAUAUAUACACUCCUGGAGAUGGACUUUAUCCGAGACGCCUUGCGCCUCCUCCAAGAAGGGUUCCCUGUGUGUACCAGAGAUGUGCAGGUUUUUUGAUCGGCGGUGCGACCUGAUGUGAAUGGCUGGUCAUUUAGUGGACGAUAUGGGCCAAUAUAGUAGACACCUUUCAAAAACGCACAUAAUCAGCUCCGACA
Messenger RNA from Paraphaeosphaeria sporulosa, 985 nucleotides. RefSeq lists its product as uncharacterized. The coding region runs from base 248 to 904 and encodes 218 amino acids. The record is from RefSeq and is a predicted model, not a curated record. Lineage: Eukaryota; Fungi; Ascomycota; Dothideomycetes; Pleosporales; Didymosphaeriaceae. The transcript has a single exon.